Molecule: messenger RNA, 5394 nt
Organism: Gregarina niphandrodes
Lineage: Eukaryota; Apicomplexa; Conoidasida; Eugregarinorida; Gregarinidae
Product: putative clathrin heavy chain
Exons: 3
Coding region: 1-5394 (1797 amino acids)
Biological process (GO): receptor-mediated endocytosis; intracellular protein transport
Cellular component (GO): clathrin coat of coated pit; clathrin complex; clathrin coat of trans-Golgi network vesicle
Molecular function (GO): structural molecule activity; clathrin light chain binding
Source: RefSeq, a predicted model, not a curated record
AUGCUCACGUCAAACUCUGGGCCGCUUUUGGUUAAUACUUUAGUUUCACUUCUUAAUGAGCCCUACAAUUUCAAUGAGAAGGCUUUUCGAUUCAACCUGACAACAUUUGGUGGAGAUCGGUAUAUUUGUUUGAAGGCUCCUCCUACCGCUCAAGAUGCUGAGCCUCAAGUUGGAAUUGUGGACAUGUAUGAUGACUAUAGUGUGGAGCGGCGAUCUACGAGGAAAGCGGAUGGCGCUAUGAAGCAUCCAACUGAAGAUGUUCUUGCCUUGAGGGGAUACAAUGAAAAUGCGUCUGGCCAGUUUAUCCAAGUUUUUGAUUUAACAUCUAAGGCUCGGUUGGGUGAGCAUGCAUUCAAAGACGACAUUUGCUACUGGCGCUGGCUGCACGACAGAUCUCUGGUCCUAAUUAGCGGCGAAGAAAUAUACCACUGGGAUAUAAGGCCAUCGGUGGACAUACCGGAGUCUUCUCCUCGCUUAGUAAUGAGACGGGAAGGAAGGCUUCAGUCCAGCGACAUUCAAGUGAUCAACUACUCAGUGGACGACCCUGUAAAUCCGCUAUGGGCGCUGGUAGCUGGUAUAUACCUGGACGAGAGUCGAGUUGUUAGGGGUAGCUUACAGCUGUACUCGUUUGAAAAGAACCAGUCACAGUUCCUGGAAGGUUACGCUGGAUGCUUCGGUCAACUGUGGGCGGACCCGACUUUGGCGGCGUUGGAAGAAGACAAGAAAACCCCAUUCCUCUCCUUUAUCGAAAAGAAGAACGAUGGCCCCAUGAAGCUGUACGUCAUGGAUAUAUACGCCGCCAGAGGCGAAGGUCACCCCUUCCCCUUCAAGGUAGACCAAGAGUUCACCUAUCCGCCGGAAUUCGCUAAUGAUUUUCCCUUGGCAGCACAUUUCUCGAAGCGCCAUGGCGUGAUUUAUACCGCGUCAAAGAACGGUCAUGUGAUGGUGUUUGAUGCAUUGAGUGGCACCAGGCUGAUUACCGAACGUGUGUCCACCGAAGGGUUGUUUUUGGCUCAGCCUGACGGCUUGACUGGUGGCAUUAAGGUGGUGAACAGAAAGGGAGUGGUCAUUGGCGUGUCUGUAAACGAGUUCGGUUUGAUCCAGUAUAUCAUUAAGUGCGUCCCGAAUGGUGUAAGUAUUGGUGGUUCCUUAGCGAAGCGGUACGGUUACCCGGAAGCGGAUGAAUUCGUUAUUGGCACCUUUAAGUCGUUGUUCCAGUCGCAACGUUACAAGGCGGCUGCGACAUUGUGUGCUUUGAGUAAGUCGAAGAACCUGCGAAGUCCGACCACCAUGAGCACCUUCCGGGCGGCUAAGACAGUUCCAGGAAUGCCGAGCGCAGCACUGCAGUAUUUCACCGCCCUGUUAGCUAUCCCUGGGCGCCUGACAGCUGCGGAGUCAAUGGAGUUGUGCAGGCCUGCCGUGAACCAGCAGAAAAAAGGUCUUAUUGACGACUGGGUAAAUACGGAUCGGUUGGAGUGUAACGAGGCGUUGGGCGACCUGAUUGGGACGGUGGAUAUAGACCUUGCCCUUGUGGUGUACCAGCGGGCGAAUUGUCACGACAAGGUGCUCAAAAUAUACGGAGAGCGUGGGGCAUUUAACAAGCUGAUGGGAUAUAUUCGGAGAAAGAAGUGCCAGGCGGACUUUAUUGGCAUGCUCCGAUCCAGCUUGCUUACUAGUCCUGAGUCGGCUCUCGAGUUUGCACGAGGUCUGUUGGAGAACCACGCGACAUCCCGGAUAGAUCCCAUGUCUGUCUUUGAGUUAUUUGCACAGCACAAUCGAGUGCGCGAUAUCACCGGUGUUUUCAGCGGGCUUAUCGGCAAGGUAGAAUUCCCCAAACAGUCAGCAUUGGAGACACGUAUUCUGGAGUCCAGCAUUGCCGCAGACCCGUCUACAGCGGAGUUGUUGUUCCAGCAGAACAUCUUUAAGCACUACGAUAGGACACGAAUCGGGCAAUUGGCGGAGAAAGCUGGACUAUACAAACGUGCGUUGGAAUGUUAUACGGAUAUGGCGGACGUGAAGCGAGUUCUGAGCAAGUCUGGUAGUCAGCUGAACAUUGACUGGCUGUCGCAGUACUGUGCUAACCUCCCGGGUGAAACAAGUUUAGAGAUUUUGGCCGACACACUCCGCUCCAGCCGGGGCAGUUUGAAUGCGAUUGUUCAGAUCGCCGUGACUUAUUGGCAGAAGCUGGGCAUCAAGAAUGUGUUCAACAUGUUUGAACAGACCAACUGCAUCGAGGCCGUGUAUCUCUUUGCCGGUGCCAUGGUUCCUCAAAGCGACGAUCCGGAAGUCCACUUCAAAUACAUUCAAGCAGCCGCCAAGCUCAACCACUGGUCGGAAUGCGAGCGCAUGGUUAAGGAGUCCAUGGUCUACGACCCGGUCCGGGUUAAAGAUUUGCUCAAGGCGGCGGAUUUGACAGAACCUCGUGCCUUCAUAUUUGUAUGUGAUCGCCAUGAGUUCAUUGAAGAACUGACUGAAAGUCUAUACCGAAACGACAAGAUGGACUAUCUGGAGGUGUAUGUCAGUCGGGUGGGUGUGCAGAACACACCGAAGGUCAUUGAGACCCUGUUAGAUCUCGGUUGUCCGGAGGAACGGAUUGUAAGUAUUUUGCAGAGUGUGCGGGCGGCCUGUCCGAUCGAGCCGUUAGUGUCGGCGAUGGAGAAGCGAGGCCGGCUGCUCCUAAUUCUACCGUGGAUGGAAGAACGCAUUAAUGAGGGCCGGGUGGAUGAGUGCUUAAACAACGCCGUGGCUAAGGUGUAUAUCGACACGAACAGAGAUGCGGCCAAAUUCCUGGAUAAUAACGCCAACUACAAUGCACGAGAGAUUGGUAAGUACUGCGAAAACAAAGAUCCGCAUAUGGCAGUGGCGGCCUACAUCAAGGGACGGUGUGAUGAUGAGUUGAUCGAAUUGACUAACAAAAACGGUUUGUACCGCAUUGAGGCAAAAUAUGUGUUGAAUCGCGCAGAUCGCGGACUGUGGCAUAAAGUUUUGUCGGCCCCGGAAGACCACCGACGCGGAGUUCUGGACCAAUUGAUGGCUACGGCGCUAAUGGACGCAAAUUCGCCGUCGGAAGUGUGGUGUGCGAUCGAGGCAAUUAAUGAAGCGGCUGCUCAACGAGACUUGUUGGAGAUCCUAGAGAGGAUUGUAGUCCACAAGUCUAUCCCCGCGGACAUGGUUGACGAGUUUGCUAAUCUUACUAGUCUUCAGGACAAGCUUAUUUUCACUGCCAUGGAUGUGGACCAAGAAAAAGCACGUUACUUGAUAACCAAAUUAGAUAACAUAACUCCAGACCACGUAGCUGAGGCCGCUUUGAACAAAGGCAUGGAGAAGGACGCACUGGCCAUUUAUCAGAAACACGGUAUGAGUUUGAAGGCUCUGAAUGUCAUGCUGCUGAACCUGAAGGAGGUUGACACCGCCGAGGCGUUUGCCGAGUCGGUCCAAAGCAAUGAGGUGUGGAACCGGCUGGGAGAGUUCUGUUUGAAUGCCGCGGAAAUGGACUUGGACACGGACUUGGCAACGGACACGCACUUGGGGACGGGAGCGGUUGCUAGAGCGGAGCAAGCUGGUGACAUGGUGGUGAAGUGCAUGAACAUAUACAAGAGGGUAGACAGAUGUCCGUGUACCUCGAGAAUUAUUGAGGCGGCGAAGAAGAACCACCGUCUUACCGAACUGGUGGACUUUUUACAAAGCUUACGGACUAAUGCCAGUUCUGACCAUAGUGUGGAUACGGAGCUUGCGUACGCCAUGGCCAAAACGGGUAAAAAGGCGGAGUUGGAGAAGUUACUAAUUGGUGUGCACACGGUCAACUGCCAAAAGCUGGGCGACAUGCUCUUCGACGAGGCGCAGACGCAGCAGAAUGCCGACCAGGCUGCGGGUGCUACUAGUCUGACAGCGGAGGCCGCAGAGUUGUAUCAACUGGCUAAGUUGUUUUAUGCCAAGGUGCCGAACCAUGCCAAGUUGACUGCUUGUAACGUGCGUCUUGGCGAUCAUGUGGCUGCAGUGGAGACGGCGAAGAGAGCAGGCAGUGCCAAGUCAUGGGUGGAUGUGGCAUUGGCUUCGAUUGAAUCUGGCGAUUGGAAGGUAGCGCAUUCAUCUUCAUUGCACGUGAUUGAAUAUGUGGACCAUCUUGAGAAGGUGGUGCAGGCUUAUGAGUCUCACGGUCGCUACGGUGAGCUGAUUAACUUGUUAGAGACCGGUGUAAAUAUGGGCAAGCAGAAUAUUCAGUUGUUAACGGAAAUGGGCAUUUGCUAUGCCAAAUAUCGUCCUGACAAAUUGCAGGAGUUUAUUGCAUCAACUACCAGCACCAUGGGCUCCGGAACACUUACGAGCAACGUGCCCUCCGGCUUGGCCUCUGUCUCCUGCACCACCUCCACGCGUCUCAAUAUCCCAAGACUCAUCAAAGUGUGCGACCAGGAACGUCAGUGGACGUGUGUAGUGUUACUGUACCUUUCCUAUAGCGAGUAUGAUCAGGCGAUGAACACUAUCUUGACACACCCGGAAUCUUGUUGGGAGCCGCAACAGACCGUCCAAGUGUUGCUGAACGUCACCAACAAAGACUUGGUCUACAAAACGGUGACCUUUUACAUAGAAGAGCACCCUGAGAUGCUUAACCAGCUUCUUAACCAAAUAGCAAGCAAUCCGGUCAGUAGCAAGAUCGACUACCAGAGGCUCAUCCAAUGCCUACGGAGCCACAAGAGGCACCUGGAGGCGGGCAACCUUGCCGAGAGUCCUAUCGGCCUUCUGCAACCAUUCUUCGAGUCAGAACAACGUAAGGCAAAUGAGACCACCUCCAUAAUAAAUGAUACCUUGAACGAACUCUACAUCGAUUACCAUGACGCCGAAGCGCUCAAAAAGAGCAUCAUGACCUAUAGAAACUUUGACCAAGGAGCUCUCGCGCGAAAACUCGAAUCUCACGAACUCUUGGCCAUGAAACAACUCGCUCUCAUGCUGUAUAAGGAAGAUAAAAAGUACGGACACGCCAUCUCCCUCGCUAAGAAGUUCAAGCAAUAUGCCGAAGCCAUUGGCAUUGCGGUCCAAAGUCAGGACACCGCCGUGUCGGAAAAUCUGGUAAGGUAUUUCGUCGAAGACCUACACAAUGCCAACUACUUCUCGGCCUCUCUACAGCUUUGCAGCAAAACCAUACGGCCACAAGUCGCACUGGAACUCGCUUGGGUGCAUGGCAUGACGCAAGAAGUGAUGCCUUAUCUCAUUCAAACUGUCAAGUCCAUGUCGAAUAAAAUUGAAGUCUUGGAGAAAAAGAUCAACGAGAAAAAAGAUAAUCCCAAACUUGUUCCUUCCCCAUCUCUUGGUAAUCAACCCACACACGUAGUUGCACAACAAGUAUGCACACACAUAGUGCAAGUCCUCGACCCUAUGAGCACUACUGUUAUCAUUUAG